AUGCUCAAGACAGCUGCCAUGAUCAUUGUGCACAUGCAUGAAGACACUGAGGAUCCCAUAUUUUUGCCUCUGGUGAAAUAUUCAGACCUUGAGGCAUUUUUUGCCAACAUGGUCAUGCUGCUGGUCAACAGCCCCCAAUCUGCCCUUGUCUGCAAUUUGCCAGUGAACAACCCCACCUCCACUCAGCUACAGGCUGACUCUGGCACUCCUACUAAUUUCCCCCUUUCUCUUCCGCCUUUCCCUAGUGAGUUCUUGCACACCACCCAUCAGACCAAUAUUUCGGACACCUCUUGGGUUGGAUCACCAGAAAAGUGGGUCCACCUUUUUGCUGAGGACCAGCAAGCGGAACUGGCCACAUUAUCUGUGCCAGUGGAAGAAGAAGAGGAAGAGGACAAGGAGGAGAAGGAGUUUAAGGCAACGUUGUCAGGAUUUUUGAUGUCCCUAGCCAGCAUGGACAGCCCUUUGGUGAAGGCAGAGAAGGGCAAGGCCAAAGCCAAGGAGAUGACACCAUCAAAAUUGGACACAUGGGAGGUGACAAAGGAGGACUCAAGAAAUGUGGGUUGGAUGAUGGAAGAGACACUGGCAAUGCUGUUGCUGGUGACAAUGGAUGAGGUGGUGGUGGAAUCUUUUUCGGCAGAGAACUGCAUAAUGUUUGCUGUGCCGCAAGCACACCAUCUUCAAAGAUGGUGUGGCAUGCCAUUGUGGAGCAGGCCAGGAAGCACAUGGCCCAAAAAAGUGGUGGCACUGCCUCCAGUGCCUGCAGAACAGAAGCUGUUCUGCUUGGAGACCCCCAAGCCCACUGAGAAGCCUGCAGCCAUGCCUGCCAACAAGAAAAAGUGGAAGCUGAUGCACACAUAUGUGCCAGCAAAGGCCAAUAAGUGCAAGAGGGAGGAGAAGGAUGAGGGGGAGGCUGGGACCUCGCAAAAGCAGUCUUGCCUUCCAGAGGCAGAAAUUGAGCUACCAGUUGUGCUGCUCUGUAUGGCAGAGCAUAAGAUGCUCAAAAUGUGGAAGAGCCUGCAAGUGGCUCAGAAAGCGGUCACAGAGGUGACAGCCUGGGCAGAUCAGAUUCAGACUCUCCUGGGGAGGGAUCUGACAGAAUAA
Molecule: messenger RNA, 1101 nt
Organism: Dacryopinax primogenitus
Lineage: Eukaryota; Fungi; Basidiomycota; Dacrymycetes; Dacrymycetales; Dacrymycetaceae
Exons: 8
Coding region: 1-1101 (366 amino acids)
Source: RefSeq, a predicted model, not a curated record